Molecule: messenger RNA, 516 nt
Organism: Leptonychotes weddellii (Weddell seal)
Lineage: Eukaryota; Metazoa; Chordata; Mammalia; Carnivora; Phocidae
Gene: PTGER1
Product: prostaglandin E receptor 1
Biological process (GO): inflammatory response; adenylate cyclase-activating G protein-coupled receptor signaling pathway; positive regulation of cytosolic calcium ion concentration
Cellular component (GO): plasma membrane
Molecular function (GO): prostaglandin E receptor activity
Source: RefSeq, a predicted model, not a curated record
CGUCGCUGGGGGGCGCGCGCGCCCCGCUCGGCCUCAGCUUCGUCCUCCUCGUCCGUCGCUUCGGUCCCCGGCGGCUCCCCGGGCCGUGGCUCAGCGCGCAGAGCCCGCGCUCACGAUGUGGAGAUGGUGGGCCAGCUCGUGGGCAUCAUGGUGGUGUCGUGCAUCUGCUGGAGCCCGCUGCUGGUGUUAGUGGUGCUGGCCGUCGGGGGCUGGGGCUCCAGCUCCCUGCAGCGGCCGCUGUUUUUGGCUGUGCGCCUCGCCUCCUGGAACCAGAUCCUGGACCCCUGGGUGUACAUCCUGCUGCGCCAGGCGGUGCUGCGCCAACUGCUUCGCCUCCUGCCCCCGAGGGCCGGCGCCAAGGGCAGCCCUGCGGGGCUGCGCCUAACCAGGAGCGCCUGGGAGGCCAGCUCGCUGCGCAGCUCCAGGCACAGUAGCCUCAGCCACCUGUAGGCGAGCCAGGAGUCCCAGCGGCUAAGUCGGACCACCCCGGGCCGGGCCCAGGACCGCAGCGCGGAG